Orbicella faveolata is the source of this 3124-nucleotide messenger RNA. RefSeq names its product WD repeat and FYVE domain-containing protein 2-like. Gene Ontology annotation, cellular component: early endosome. Lineage: Eukaryota; Metazoa; Cnidaria; Anthozoa; Scleractinia; Merulinidae. Gene Ontology annotation, molecular function: metal ion binding; protein binding. The record is from RefSeq and is a predicted model, not a curated record.
UUUAACUCUUCCCGGUUGAGCGAGCAAAAGAUGGCUGCCACUAUAAAAGAUACGGAGGAGGACACCUCCAGAAGAAAACACAUCAAAGCUGUGUUAGUGAACAAGCUUGAGGGGUGCAGUGAUAUAGUUAAUAUGGCUGUUACAAUCCCGCACGAAGACGCAGUAAUUAGUGUUUCGGAUGACAAGAGUAUAAGGCUUUGGAUUAAACGAGAGAGUGGACAAUACUGGCCGAGCAUUUGUCACGUUAUGGAAUCUGCAUGCUCUGCCUUAGAUUAUCAUGGAACAAGUAGAAGAUUGUUUGUAGGAUUGGAUAGCGGUACCAUUUCAGAAUUUGAAGUGUCAGAAGAUUAUAACAGACUUAACCAUAGAAGAAAUUAUUUAGCACAUAAGAACAGAGUUAGUGGUGUAAUAUUUUCACUGGAGAAUGAAUGGCUACUCAGUGUAGGAAGAGACAAAUAUUUACAGUGGCAUGAUUGUACAACUGGCAAACGAUUAGGAGGAUAUCUGACUGGAGCAUGGUGUACAUCCUUACAAUUUGAUGCUGAAUCUAAGCAUGUCUUUGUUGGUGACUAUGGUGGCAGCAUUAGCGUGAUAAAACUGGAGUCUAACUCACCCUCUCUGGUAACAACACUCAAUGGUCACUCAGGCAAGUUGCCCCCAUGGCAAUCAUGGUUUGGCACAGGGAGUGUAAGAGCUUUAGCCUGGGAUCCAGAGAAACGGUUGUUAUUUUCUGGUAGUUUUGAUGAAUCUAUUAUUGUCUGGGACAUUGGAGGACAACAAGGAACUGCAUUUGAACUUCAUGGUCAUUUGUCAAAAGUUCAUGGCCUUUGUUACGCACCUCAUGCCAAGAAGUUGGUAUCAUGCAGUGAAGAUGGCAUUGUCAGGAUCUGGGAUAUGAAUGUAAAACGACAAGAGACACCAGAGUGGUCACAAAGUGAUAUCUGUGAGCGAUGUAGUGGCCCUUUCUUCUGGAACUUUAAGGGCAUGUGGAACAAUAAAGCAGUUGGUGUGAGGCAGCAUCAUUGUCGAAAAUGUGGCAGAGCAGUGUGUAACGAGUGUAGUAAAAAUGAAUCUUCCUAUCCAAUCAUGGGUUUUGAAAAUUCUGUUCGCCUGUGUAAUGAAUGUUAUGAAACCAUCACAGAUGAUGACCGUGUACCUCUAGCAGAUUUUCAUGAUGCAAAACAUACAACUCGUUCGAUGUACUUGGAUCUAACAAAAGGAAGAUUACUGACUUGUGGUGGUGACAGGAUUGUUAAGAUCUGGGAUGUCAAAGCAAUUCUUCUAUCAUGAACAUCAAACAUCUUCUAGAAGGCAAACCACUGGGUGAAAAUAUUACAUAUGAUCGAUUAACCUUCGAUUAGACUUCUGGCCUUGUAACAGUAAAGCACAUGAAUCAAAGAUGGGACUUGACCUCCAGGAGUAACUCAUUUUGCCACUUUUUUUCAGCAUUGUAUUCAAGACAUGAAAAAUAGUUUUAGAACAAAGAUUUAAUGUCAUCUGACAAGCAGCAGCGAUAGCAUGAUCACAUGAAAAGAAGUGAUUUAAAUAAUAGUAUUUUUAGUAGCUGUUUUUGUUGUCGCACAAUGUUUCUGAAGGGUUGAGUGACAACUCAAAAGACAACUGUUGAGGAGCUAGUCAGGUAAAUGUAGGUAUUUAGAAUGCAUUUGGUACAGCCUUAGAUGACCAUGCUGAGUCAAUUUUAUUUUGUGUGUUGUUAUGCAUUUUUUUCUUGUUCAAAAGUGGCAAAAACUAUGUACAGCAUGCACAACAUAAAAAUGUCAACUCAUCAACAUGGCAUAGGGUGGGACUGAGAGCAACCUACAGCUUUGUCUCUGGAGUAAAAGGCAGUAAACAAUUAAGUUGCGCUGAUGAGUUCUAACCAGUGCAAAGUAGCUAUACAUGGUGGCCAAUCCUUAGGUAAAAUGCUAUUUUACAGUUCUGUAAAAUGUAACCAAGCCUGUGCAUGAAACUGAGGUUUGGUUGAUAGAUAUUAGAAACUAGCUAGCAUGAUAAGGGAAUUGUAAUUUACGUAUGAAAAGUAGCAAGGUUUCUAAUGACAACAAAAUCAAUUUUCAGUAGCCUCACUUCUGCUUAAAGACCUGAUCACUAGCACUGAACUGUGAACACAAAUUAUCGACAUUGUGCAUCUGUUCAGGUUUUGGGCAAACCACAGAAAUGUGCGAAUGCUGCACUUAAAUGGUUUAUAAUGCAUUACAUGGCUUGGGAAUUUGAAACAAGCCUAGAUGCAUUGUGACUUCUCUAUCAUAACUGUAACAACCACUUGCCUUUAGAGUUUUUCUAAAAGUCAAAUUUUCCAGGAGUGUAGCAAUCUUAUCACACAGCAGGUUUUUCUCGUUACAUAAUAGGAAUUUUUGCAUAUGAGUUGUACAAAUUACACGGUGAUAAGAAUAGUUAGUUAGUUCAUCAGACAAAGUAGACCCUAAUUCCCCCCACCCACCCACCCCCAUUGGAGAUUGUUUGGGGUCUGGAUGAUUAAUGAUUGUUACACGAAAUCACCUUAGAAAGACGUAGGGGCCUAGGACAAAAACAACCCUUAUAAUGGGCGAAUAGCUCUAAUGGUCUUCCUAAACACACCAUUUCUGAGUUAUCUUAUGCCUCUGUUUUAAACGUAGUCUGUAUAAAACCUUUCAUAUGAAAAUGAUUUUGAUUUGCACAAAAAUUAACAUGUACAUGUAGGUUGAGGACAUUUUCAUAUGAAUGGUCUCAUACAAGGACUCAUUUUUACAUGAAGGUGAAAGGAAAUUCAUUAUGGCCUAAAACAUUCUCAUCUCUAGAGUUUCCAGUCUGUCUUCUCCAGUGGGGCUUUUCUUCGUGUCAAGGCCUCACCUGGGUAUGACAGGCAACUCUAGAGAGAAGAAUGGGCCCAAACUAUAAAACUGCCAUCCAGAAUCGUAACUCAAAGUGACUUUUUCACCGAAGAGAUAUUUUUUGGGCAAAAUGAAAUAUUGACUAAUUAACCAACUCAUGUAUAAACUGUUAAUGCACUAACAUUUAAAAAUUUUAUUGAAGGUUAGAGUAUAAUGUAAAAAAUUUACCUACAGUAUAAGUGUAAUUUCAGCCUAAAUUAAAUUUAUGUUUGAGAUAAUAAAAAUCAUUAUAUGAA